ACCGAUCUUGGUUCAGUGAAUAUUCAACGGGGAAGAGAUCACGGUUUACCGUCGUAUAAUAAAUGGAGAAUGUUUUGUGGCAUGCCAAAUGCGCAUGACUUCGAGGGAUUGAAAAAUGAAGUGCUGGACAAAAAUAUUCGAGCCGCUUUAGCAAGGAACUUCAAAACACCUGAUGAUGUCGACUUGUAUAUUGGAUCGAUGGUUGAAGAUCCUGUCGUUGGUGGAUUAGUUGGGCAGACAUUAGCAUGUCUCAUUGGUGAUCAAUUUAAACGACUCCGAGAUGGAGAUAGGUUUUAUUUCGAAAAUCCGGGAAUAUUCACCGCAGAACAAGUGAAUGAAUUAAAAAAAGCGACAAUGUCACGAGUGAUUUGUAACAACGGUGAUCGUUACGAGAUGAUCUCAGAAGAUGCCUUCUUACUGCCACAUCCCUCUUUAACACCUUGCUCGAAACUAUCACAAAUUGAUCUGAAUUUGUGGAGAGAACCCACAUCCGCAUAA
Molecule: messenger RNA, 498 nt
Organism: Anisakis simplex (herring worm)
Lineage: Eukaryota; Metazoa; Nematoda; Chromadorea; Rhabditida; Anisakidae
Source: the annotation of a GenBank genome assembly